Messenger RNA from Silurus meridionalis, 1916 nucleotides. It is a transcript of the gene lpar3, whose product is annotated as lysophosphatidic acid receptor 3. The transcript has 3 exons. Gene Ontology annotation, molecular function: lysophosphatidic acid receptor activity. Gene Ontology annotation, cellular component: membrane. The coding region runs from base 218 to 1279 and encodes 353 amino acids. Gene Ontology annotation, biological process: G protein-coupled receptor signaling pathway. Lineage: Eukaryota; Metazoa; Chordata; Actinopteri; Siluriformes; Siluridae. The record is from RefSeq and is a predicted model, not a curated record.
CACUCAGCGCUUUCACCGGCCCUCUAUUGAGUUCAUUGCACACACACACACAGACAGAGAGAGAGAGAGAGACUGAGUGAGUGAAUGCUGGACGGAAAACGGAAGGAGAAACUCGUGUGGACUGGAUGAGUGAAGAGAUUCACAACCUCAUUGCGACAGAUCAGUGUGUCUGGUCGGGGUUUCGCAUGUAGUACAGAGCAUUCUUCCUCUGCCCAAGAUGUCCAGUCAGAACCACUGCCACUAUGAUAAGCAGAUGGGUUUCUUCUACAACAUAAGCAACCAGAAAAGUGAAACCUGGGAGUUCGGACAUCUCAUUGCACUUCGGGUCGUAGGCUGCAUCUUCUGCUUGUUCAUCCUAGUGGCCAACGUUAUGGUCAUCACCGCUGUGAUCACCAACAACCGCUUUCACUACCCGUUCUAUUACCUGGUGGCCAACCUUGCUGCCUCGGAUUUUCUGGCCGGGAUUGCGUACGUGUACCUCAUGUUCAAUACGGGCUCCGUGUCCCACACCCUGACCCUCCAGCAGUACUUUCUCCGCCAGGGUUUGUUGGACACGAGUCUCUCGGCGUCCCUCGCCAACCUGCUGGUGAUCGCUCUGGAGCGCUACAUCUCCGUCAUGAACUGGAAAGUGCACAGCAACCUUACGAAGCGCAGAGUGACCCUGUUGAUCGCUCUGGUUUGGGGCAUCUCGGUCUUCAUGGGUGCAGUGCCAAACCUCGGAUGGAACUGCAUCUGUAGUAUUGAACAGUGCUCGAUGUUGGCGCCAAUCUUCAGCAGGAGCUACCUGAUCUUUUGGUCUGUGUUCAAUCUGGUGGUUUUCCUCAUAAUGGUAGCCAUAUACAUAAGGAUAUAUGCAUACGUGAGGAAGAAAACGACUCUCCUAAACAGCCACGCCACUGGAUCUUUGAAGCGCAAGAAGACACCGAUCAAGCUUAUCAAAACGGUGAUGACGGUCUUGGGGGUUUUUGUGAUCUGUUGGACACCGGGUCUUGUUGUGCUGCUCCUGGAUGGCCUAAAAUGCGAGCGAUGUAAUUUGUUGACGUUCAAGCACUGGUUUCUCCUCCUGGCCAUUCUGAACUCGGUCUUGAACCCAAUCAUAUACUCUUACAAAGACGAGGAGAUGUGGGCCACCAUCAAGAAUUUGCUGCGAUGCGUCUGCACUGGCACCCGGCGCCAGCGGUCGUCAAAGGCCAACAAACGUUCCGACACCACCUUGAGCACAGAAAUGAACACCAGUCUACGAGAUAACGAACAACUAAAACCUAAUCAGACCUUAUAGCUCUGGUUUGUUACACAGCUCUUCAUACCUAGGGCAACGAAAUAGACAAAAACAAUAGGACAAAGUGUGUAGACACCUAAUUGUAAGAUUCAUAUGUGUAUUGUAAACAAACCAGUUCACAUUGAGUACCAACUUCCUGUUAUAGUAACAUUCUUUCUUCUGGGAAGAUGUUCUGCUUGAUAUUAGAGUAGAGAUUUGUGCUCAUUCAGGGACAAGACUCAGGUAUUGAUGUAGGGUGAGGAGGAAGCCAAGAUCUAACACAUCUUCUAAACCUUGUAAAUCUUCAUGGAGCCGGUGUCCGAAUACUUUUGUCCAACAAACAACAACAAAAUCAUGUCCUAAUACUUUUGUCCAUAGAGUGUAUACACUGUAUAUCUAUGUAUAUCUGGUAUUAGCAAGCAGCUAGCAUUAGCGCAUGUGGGAGCUUUAUAGCAUCAGGUCUGCUGUUUCACCUUAAUUAUAUUUUCGUACUGUACCUCUGUUUUAGAGUGCCCAAGAAAUUGUCAAAUGUGUAAACCUUGAAUCUGAGUUUAUUUUUUAUUGUUAUUAUUAUUUUAUAGUGUUUUUAGUCGUGUUGUUUUAAGUGUAAGGCUAGCACUUUGUAUUAUAUUUGUUAAAAAAAAAAAUUCCACCAGGA